GAGGAAAAGCGUACCCGUGCUCUUCUGCCUCUUGCUCCAGCUCGCCUAUCUUCCCAGCAAGGUUUUGAAGCUCAUUCUGCAGACGAGAGUAUGUCUGCUGUAUGUCUAUCUGAUCGAAGAAGUUAUUAGAAGCGAGGGCGAUAUGUAAAGUGCACGCGUGCCCUGAUCGGUCAGUGGUUGAACUUUUGAUUUUGCUUUCGAGGUCGACAUGGAGAGCAGCGAUGGCCUUGAUGGUCCAGUGGUGAAUUAAUGUGGGAUACGCGAUUGGCUAAUGAGAGUUGUCACACUAGUGUGACAAGUGUCACGCCAGAAGUUGUUCGCUGUUAAACAACCUCGCCGACUUUGACCGCCAUGUCUUUCGCCCGCCCACGUCUUGCAUUGGGCUUUUCGCCCAGGAUACUGGCGACACAGCGCUCGACUCCGCUGCCCUCGUUCCUAGUAGCAUACCGCAACAUUCAUAGCACCCGCUGCUCGCAUGCAGAACAUCUGGAAAGCCACGGCCGACUGGAAGGCCCGAUAAAGUCGCCGCCUCUCGGUGCAGGAAGUUUAACCGCGAAGGACGAGCCUGGAAAGGAUAUCGACCCAUACAAGGAUGGGCAGAGUGCCAUUGACAAAGCCGUCCAUCUCUUCUUCUUUACCGAGAUCGUCCGAGGAAUGUGGAUUGUUCUGGAGAAUUUCUUCAGACCGCCGUACACCAUAAUGUAUCCAUAUGAGAAGGGUCCUUUGUCUCCCCGUUUCCGUGGAGAGCAUGCUCUCCGGCGAUAUCCCAGUGGGGAAGAACGGUGCAUUGCUUGCAAACUUUGCGAGGCCAUUUGUCCUGCCCAAGCAAUUACCAUCGAGAGUGAAGCCCGCGCGGAUGGUUCAAGAAAAACAACUAAAUACGAUAUCGACAUGACGAAAUGUAUUUACUGCGGUUUCUGUCAAGAAGCUUGUCCAGUCGAUGCUAUCGUUGAAACACAAAAUCAGGAGUUUUCUACGGAAACUCGCGAGGAGCUCCUGUAUAAUAAAGAGAAGUUGCUCGCAAACGGUGACAGGGCUGAAGCCGAAAUUGCCGCUAAUUUGCAUUCGGACCAUGUUUACCGGUGAAGUAGUAGUUUAGAUGGGUCGUGGCAGGUCGUGUACUUAUCUCCUGGUCCAAAUUUUCAUUAUCUAUCUGAUACCAUCAAGAUUGAACACUACGAUCUAAACGGUGUGCGCGAUAUGUGUGAAUGACGGGAAUGUCUUCCAUUUCGUGCAAGCUGCAUCAGUUAUACAGGAAGAAGCUCUUCUCAGUCACAAUCUUCUGUUGUUAGGCUUAGGUUAUCG
Messenger RNA from Suillus paluster, 1305 nucleotides. Its product is annotated as Ndufs8, NADH:ubiquinone oxidoreductase 23 kd subunit. Lineage: Eukaryota; Fungi; Basidiomycota; Agaricomycetes; Boletales; Suillaceae. The transcript has 7 exons. Gene Ontology annotation, cellular component: membrane. Gene Ontology annotation, biological process: mitochondrial electron transport, NADH to ubiquinone; mitochondrial respiratory chain complex I assembly. Gene Ontology annotation, molecular function: 4 iron, 4 sulfur cluster binding; NADH dehydrogenase activity. The record is from RefSeq and is a predicted model, not a curated record. Bases 352 to 1086 code for a protein of 244 amino acids.